AUGGCCGCCAGCGUAUGGUCGGCAACCGAGUUCCAGGUCACUGUUCCUACGAAGGCGGCUGCCAAUAGUGUGGCCAGGGCGCUUGCGGAGCGAGGUCAUAGACUCGCUGUGGCCAGGGAGGUUGAUCACUACACCCGAGUCCCUUUGAGUUUCUGGUACAAUAAGCCGCCAUUACGGCCUGAUUUAGCAGGCCACUGGGAUAUGAUUUCCCUGCUCAUCGAUUCGCCGCCAGACGGCGAUGUACACUGGUGGAUCUUUCAAGAGCAGCGCAAGGUGGAGGAGCUGGCACAAAGCCAUGGUGGUCGGGGGAGAAUUUUGUCUUAUCUCCCUUCAGCGGAGGAGGCCUUGAAGAACUUCAAUCGCGAAGGAUUGUUGUUUGAAUUGGACGAGCAUCUGGCGUCCAGGCGUCGCAGGGCAGCAUUACGUGCAUUUCCUGCGAGGAUGCCGAUACAAGUCGACGCAGAUGCAGAGGUCGUUGAGAGCGAAAACUUACCAUCCGGUCCAGGUGAACCGAUCGCACUGCACGGUCUCCAAGAUGUAGACUGGCCAUCCUUGGAACACGCCUACGGGCCGGCCACCGAUGUUCCCAAGAUGUUGCUAGGAAUUUCAUUUAAUGACAAUCACUGGGAAAUUAUACUUGACAAAUUCGUCGGCGCUGUGUUACAUCAAGGCGACAUAUACAGUGCCACCGCCCCUUCAAUGCGAUUUGUGGCCACCAUCGCUGGCGCCCCUGAGCUCUCUGUUGGGAGGCGCCAAAGGAUGCUUUAUGUCCUAUUUAUGGCUGGGGCAGAGGUUGACGUUCGCGAGGCAUGGGGCUCCAAAAUGGGGAAUAUAGAGCUGGAGGUACGUGACAGCGUGACUUCUCGAGUACCGCAACUGCUCAAAUUGUGGCCUUCUGUUUCUCGAUCAGAGCAACGCUUCCUAUUGUUCCUCGCAGCUCUUGCCGGUCUCUCGGUUCCAGAGAAGAUGAAUUUACGGGAUUCAGCAGGCCGGAUUGCACAGACUAUGAUCGAAGACCUCAAUACCGCUGAAGAGCUCCUCAAAAAUCUAGCAAGAAGUAAUGAAGAGCUUAUUGAAUUAGCCGCUCAUGACGGUCCUUUGAAGCCGCGUCUGAUUGCAUCGAUUCUCUUACUUCUGGAUUCUCGCUCUGCCUAG
This is a messenger RNA of Exophiala spinifera, 1155 nucleotides long. RefSeq lists its product as uncharacterized. Lineage: Eukaryota; Fungi; Ascomycota; Eurotiomycetes; Chaetothyriales; Herpotrichiellaceae. The record is from RefSeq and is a predicted model, not a curated record. The coding region runs from base 1 to 1155 and encodes 384 amino acids. The transcript has a single exon.